AUGGAGAUGACAUUCUGGGCUGGAGGCAAAGACUUUCCCUUGACACGUAUCGCUCGCUUUCCAAAAUGGUACCCUGAACUCGACGAGUACCAUAUAGUCCACACUAGCCAAGGGAAUACUGAGCGUGCUCUGCUGGAUGGCAUGAAAAGUUUCAACGGACCCGAAGUUGAACGGGGGGUCAUCGCGUCAGCUAUUGACAUUGAUGAGUCGACCAUCAAUGAUCCUCGAGCUCAUGCAAUCAAAUUGACGGUAAAACAUCUGACGGACGAAGAAUUAGCUGCGUCUUCGGCCAAGGUUACUGUUCCUCAGCCCGGCGAUUUCAACUAUAACCCGGCGGACGAGCCAUACCUGAAGCGUAAAGUUACCGGGAAAGAGGGGAGUACUGAGGUUAUCAAGGCGAAGUUUGUGAUCGGGGCCGAUGGAAGCCGAAGCUGGACUCGCCAAGCUCUGGGUUUCGACUUUCUCGGAGAUGCAGAUGAAAAUGACGAUGAGGCUAUUGGAGGAAUUCUGGAUUGUGUUGCGACUUCAAACUUCCCGGAUAUUCACAUCCAAUCUGUGAUUUCCAAGGACGGACGUGGUGCGGGAUUCGUACCACGGGAGAAUGGCUUGUUGCGCAUGGCAGCCCCCGUAGCUACCAAGGAAGAAGCAACUCCUGAAGGCAUCAUCAAAUCACUCAAAGAAAUUAUUUCUCCCUAUGAGCUCGAUGUCACUCAGGUUGAUUGGUGCGGAUCAUUCAGUACGCGCCGUCUGAUCGCAAGCUCUUCUUCGAAGUACUCGCGCGUUUUUCUCGUUGGCGACGCACUGCAUAUCCAUUCACCUCGGGCUGGCAUUGGUAUGAAUUUCAGCAUCCAAGACGAGCGUGGAUUGACGAGCAAGCAACUUCUCGCUUUCGAUAAAGCCAUUCCAAAGCAGUCGCCAAUGGGAGCACAGUUUUCCGUUGAAGGGACCAGUGGAGGACUGAAGGAUAACCUCCCAUUCUCGAGCACUACAGCAAUUGAGUAUGAAGCUGGCUUGCUUGUCGCCAAGGAAAGGGCUCCUUUUGUUUCCAAGCAGCACUUGGCGCCUGGCAUUCUCGUGGGCAGGCGCCUGCCCUCGCAGACCGUAGAACGGCACAUGAACGGAGAACCGAUUAGCUUUGGGAAAUGCUUUCCUAGCGAUGGUCGGUACAGGGUUGUUGUCUUCGCGGGUAAUAUAUCGGAACCAGAACAGCUGCGUCGUGUGGAGAAUCUUAGCAAGGUUCCGAGCCUUUCGGAAUACCUAGCCCAACGUCUUGACAGCCGUGGUAUUACUCCACAAGACGUAUUUGACAUCCUCAUCGUGCACAGCGCGAACAGGGAUGAUCUAGAGGUCACUGACUUACCUCCGUUGCUUCUCAAGAACAGUGAUGGAUUUGAUCAUGUGUUUGUCGACAACAAUCAAUCACGGAUCUGGACUCUAACCGACGCAUAUUCCAAGUAUGGGAUCAACAGAGAGAGAGGAUGCGUUGUCUUGGUCCGACCUGAUAGACAUGUUACGUACAUUGGUGAGUUGGAGGAUAUAUUUGAGCUGGUUCAGCUUGUAUCCUCUCUUUAUGUUAAUUAG
Molecule: messenger RNA, 1581 nt
Organism: Penicillium crustosum
Lineage: Eukaryota; Fungi; Ascomycota; Eurotiomycetes; Eurotiales; Aspergillaceae
Product: phenol 2-monooxygenase
Exons: 5
Coding region: 1-1581 (526 amino acids)
Molecular function (GO): FAD binding
Source: RefSeq, a predicted model, not a curated record